GAACCUGGAUGCAGCAAGACCUCGCCGCCACACAGGAUUCCGGCUUGGAGCUCUCCAAGCGGCGGGGCGAUGAUUUCUGCCUCGAGGACUGCAGCAUCGGAUGGACCGAUGGCGACCGCUUCGGUGGCGUGCGCAGCCUGAACCUGCGCGUGACUCCCGGCGAGCUCUUGCUCAUCUCUGGCCCUGUUGGGUCUGGCAAGACGCUUCUCUUGGAAGGCCUUGCGGGCACGAGGACGACAGAAUCAGGCGUUUGCCAGCGCGCGGGGCGCAGCACAGCCUUCGUGGCACAGCGACCCUGGCUGCUAAAUGGCAGUCUCCUAGAGAACGUGCUCUUCGGCCAGCACGAAAUGCCAGAGAAGCUGCAGCGAACGCUCGAGUCCUGCGCCCUGAUGCAGGACUUGGAUGCGCUGCCCUCCGGGAUUCACACCCUCGUUGGAGAGGAGGGGGUGCAGCUGAGCGGAGGGCAGAAGCAGCGUGUCUCCCUGGCGCGGGCCGUCUACAGCAGUGCCGAGGUGGUGCUCCUCGACGACGUGCUGUCUGCCUUGGAUGCCCACGUCGGCCAGCAUGUUUGGGAGAAGGCUAUCUGCGGAGCCCUCGAUGGGCGCACGCGCGUCCUGGUAACCCAUCAGAUUCAGUAUUGGUCGCACCCCGCGGUGAGCCGGAUCCUCAUGCUGCGAAAGGAUGGAUCAACCGAGUUCUUAGGCACUUACCAAGAGCUGUCGGCUGAGCCUUCGCUUCAGCCGCGCUUAUCCCCUGCGCGCACGGGGUCUUCAGCACAGGAGGCCCCGACAGAGCCGCAGCCCUCAGCAGCCCCUAAGCCGGGCGCUGCGGCCCCGUCUCGGGAGCAGAGUUCCCAAGAGAUGAGGCGUACCGGCCACAUUCUACGGGCCGACCUCCUUGCUUACGCCAAGGCCUGUGGCGGCUUGGGUGGCGUGUCAGUGAUUGCAGUGCUGAUGGUGGCUUACUACGGGGUACAGCUCGCCUCGAGUCUGCAGCUCGCGGCCUGGUCCAACGCGAACGUUGCGGCAGAGGACUCUGGGCACCCAGAGGCCCGGGAUCAGAGCCGCCGGUACCUCGUGCAGUAUCUGAUCCUCUGCCUCCUGACUGGCAUCAGCUGCUUCAGCUUCUUCUACGGCAUUCAGAUAGUGGCCCUGCGAGCGUCCAGAGAGAUGCAUACACUCUUCGUGCGAGGCCUCAUCCGCACGGAGCUGCGCUUCUUCGACCUCACUCCAACCGGCCGGGCACUGAACCGAUGCCUCAAGGACAUGGCCACACUCGAUGACAACAUGCCAGCGGCGUUCCGAAUGCUCUUCGAGUGCUUCAUGAACUGUUGCAUCUCCCUGCUGGUACUCGGCCUCUAUGCCUGGGAAGCCCUGGUCAUCGUACCGCCCUUCAUGGUUCUCUACUGGAUGAUCAUGACUGUCUACCGCUGGCCAGCACGCGACCUGAGGCGGCUGGAGGGCGUGUCCAGAUCACCCGGCAUGAGCCACUUCUCCGACUCUGUGAAGGGCGCAAACACGAUUCGAGCAUACGGCCACGAGGCCCGAUUCCUUCAGCAGAACUUGAACCUCUUGGGACAGACUCAGAGGACCGUCUAUUGGUUCUGGGUGGCACAAGCCUGGGUUUCGACGUCGCAGGAGGUCCUGGGGACUGUUGCGCUUGCCGUAAUUGCCGGCGUGGUGGGCUACCGUGCCUACGUGGGCUCCCUGAGCCCAGGCCUUGCCGGGCUAGCGCUGUCCUAUGCCAUGAGCAUGCCGAGGGACCUGAUGUAUCUCUCGCGCCGUUGGGCCAGCAUGGAGGUUGAGUUCGUGUCCAUCGAGCGGAUCAUGGAGUAUGCGCGCUUGCGGACGGAGGAGGAGGCCGCGCCAUCGCUCGGCGCUUCUGCAACGGCGCCAGCAUCCGUUGCGGUUUUCGCGCAGGAUCUCUAUCUCCAGUACGAUUCAGACUCACCUCUCGUCUUCAACGGGCUCUCGCUUAGCAUUCCGCGCGGCGCUCGCGCGGCAUUGGUCGGGCGCACGGGCUGCGGCAAAAGCAGCUUUCUCUCUGCGAUCGUUCGCCUCUAUCCGCUUCAAAAGGGACAUCUUCAGGUCCAUGGCCGGGACGUGCACAGCGUCUCUUUGGCCGCGCUGCGGUCGACCGUGCGGGUGCUGCUGCAGGAUCCGAUCUUCUUCACCGGCACCAUCCGCUCAAACCUGCUCUCUCAGCCUCCGCGAGCCACAGCGAGUGGUACACAGGCGAGGCACAGUGGUGAAGAGGAGGCCCUGUGGAACUGCCUCCGCAAGGCUGGCCUGGAGGACCGCAUCGCUUCGCUGGCGAAGGGUCUAGAUGUCGAGGUGGAGGAGAACGGAUUGAACUUCAGCCAAGGCGAGAGGCAGCUUCUUUGCCUCGCGCGCGUCCUCAUGGAGCGGCCAGAGGA
Molecule: messenger RNA, 2416 nt
Organism: Symbiodinium sp. CCMP2592
Lineage: Eukaryota; Dinophyceae; Suessiales; Symbiodiniaceae
Source: the annotation of a GenBank genome assembly